Xiphias gladius (swordfish) is the source of this 2657-nucleotide messenger RNA. RefSeq names its product suppressor APC domain containing 2 (gene sapcd2). The record is from RefSeq and is a predicted model, not a curated record. The transcript is spliced from 6 exons. NCBI's taxonomy places the organism in Eukaryota, Metazoa, Chordata, Actinopteri, Istiophoriformes, Xiphiidae. Bases 210 to 1631 code for a protein of 473 amino acids.
GAGCGGCGGAGUGUCAGUGGAAGGUGGACUCCCGAGGCGGUAAAAUAGAUUUCAGGCUCAAAAAUCAUCUCAAGACAUGUCUUUCGCUCUUCGCUGAACGGCAGCUCCCGGUGUUGCUCGGUAUGCUCGGUUGCGCGUCUAAGUAAAGUUCGCCGACUUGCGUUGGUGUGUUUUUGAUUGAUUGGUCAGCGGAGAUUAUCGACACCUCCAUGGCUCUGAUAACGAGCGACCGGGGCUGCAAACCGAACGGGACGUCGGCGAUCUACGGCAGAGUGGGGCCGAGGAAGGGAGUGUUUCAAGACAAGGCGGAGGGCCUCAAAACUGCCAAAAUGCAGCCAAAGGACACCGAGUAUUCAACAGAUGGCCUGCCCAAAGCCUUCCUACACAGCCUGAGGACCCUGUUUGACAUUUUGGAUGAUGGUGGACGGGGCUACGUCCACAUCUCGGAGAUCGAGAGCCGCUGGCAGGGCGCAGACACACGGGACCUGCCCGGCGGGGUGCUGGGCGGUCUCAGGAGGGUCACCCCCCCACACGGCUGCCUCACCUUUGAGCGGUUCGUCGCGGGGCUGCGGUACUCCAUGCUCCACCCGGAGAACACCUCCCGCCUCAAGGCCCAGGCUGCCGUGCACCCGCAGCAGGCUCCGAAGCAGCCACAGAAGCCCGCCCCGCUGGCCGCAUGUAGCGGCGGGACCCGGGUUGAGAACAAGGUCCGGCCGCUGGGACCGAGCAACGUGACCAACACCCAGCAGCACAGGGCGUCCUCUAUCCAGAGCGGGGCCAGGCUGGAGGAGGGGUCCGGGUACACCGCGUGUGGACCGGCGAGGUACAGCGCGGGCUACGAGAGGUCCGGGCGCAGUUUGGAGCGGAUUCCCGUCGCUCCAGAGGGAGGGUGUUACAGGACCGAUCCGGGCCAUGCCACUAAAACGACACAGCCCCAGCAGAGCCGCGUCAGGUCCAUUGAGUCGCUGGCUCUGGAGUCACCUCAGCUCCAAGGACCAAGUGUCGUGAAAUCAGGUUUACCGAGAUCCCAGAGCGAAUCAGCAACAGGAUUUACUGGUGGCUCCAGGCGACACGGGCGGAGUCGGGAAGAGCAGAGACGACAUACAAUAUCCAAUGGAGUGGAUUACGGAAUGUUGAAGCAAAUGAAAGAGCUGGAGCAGGAGAAGGACUCGCUGCUGGCGGGCCUGGAAGUGGUGGAGCGGGCCCGAGACUGGUACCAGGGCCAAAUCCACAAUGUCACAGAGAGACAGCGGCAUGUCGGCCAGAGCUCCCACUGCACGGAUUUCUUCACAGAAGCCAAUCAGAGUCGCAUGAAUGUUCUCAUUCCCAAACUGCAAGAAGUCAACCACUGCCUUAAUGACCUUAUUUCCUGCACUGGGAUGCAGUCAUUUCCUUCCAGCGGUGCUCAGUCUGCAGCGCUCUCGGCAACCUCCCAGCUUCCAGCUCCAGCUCCUCCACAAGCCAUCCAGAGACUGAAGGACCAGAACCGACUUCUCACACAGGAGGUGACGGAGAAGAGCGAGCGCAUCGCCCAACUGGAACAGGAGAAAUCGGCCUUGAUAAAACAGCUUUUUGAGGCUCGAGCCCGCAGCGCACAAGACACCAGCACCAUGGAUUCCACCUUCAUCUGAAAACAAUUCCACUCCAGCCAACACCAUAACAUCCCCGUGUUUCCUGCAAACAUCAUGACAUAAUCUGCACUGGUCUGGAGCAAUCUUUUGUAAGACUGACGCUGACUCUUUGUUUACCCAACUGACCACUCGUGGCAGUGACGCACCUUUAGCCAUGACACGCCAAAACCCUCGACUGCAACAUGUCAUCACUCCACCCCAAACCCAACCACGCACUACCUAGACGUGAACGCUCCCGAAUGACUUGAUCCAAGAGUCGAAAGGCUCUUUUACUUGCUGCCUUCACAUUCCCUGCAUAAGCACUCCCACCAAGCUGAAAAGACUGGAACACUGUCAACAAGCGAGUCGGGGCUCGUGAGAUCCCAUUUCUCCCUUUCUUGCAGCAACUGCAAGAUCCUAGCUCCCACUCCCAGAGACAGUUGUUUUACUUCUGCUGCUUGAUUGCACAGGCAGGAUUAAAAACAAACUUUAACUUAGCGGUCCAAAAAUCAAUUUGACAGUAAGGGGAAUGGUUUCUGUUGGAAUAAAAUGCCAUAUUCUUACAGUUUAAUAUGAAAACAAAUCAGCUGCAUCUGCUUGCUGUGAUCUAUCAAUUACAUUUUUGUUUAAAUCUUUUAAGUUUGGUACUUUGAUUUCAGUCAUCAUGAGAUAAACUUUACCCUUGUCUUUCAGUAUUUCCUUCCUUUCAAUGUAAAUUUCUAAUAAUGUUUACCUGACAUUCGCUUUCUCGUUUUGGUUUAUAAUUUCAAACACUGAGAGAGAGGAAUGGUUGAGAAGAACGGUUUUUACUGUAUUUUAUCGUAGCAUGUUAAAUGUUAAGACCUUUCAUGAAUUUUGAGAUGUUUUUGUUUUUUUUAAAGAUUGAAACGAGAUGGGAGGACAGUUUACAAGCCAACGAGGUGUCGUGGUAGAAAUGGAUGAGAGAAGUUUGCACGUAGAAGAGAGCUGAUUAGGACAAACAUGGUAGACGGUGAACGUGUCGGAGUUGGGAGAUGUUCUGAUGUCAUGUCAGAAACAAAAAAAAAA